Acanthoscelides obtectus is the source of this 3775-nucleotide messenger RNA. The record is from the annotation of a GenBank genome assembly. Lineage: Eukaryota; Metazoa; Arthropoda; Insecta; Coleoptera; Chrysomelidae.
AGCCAAAAGCAUCCAAAUUUGGUAAAAAUUCGAAUCGGAACCAACUAUAAACACUGAAGCAUUGUUCUCGUGUCCUUCAACGUCAUGUUGUGGUCCGAUCGAUCCAUAGACAAGAGAAUGUCGUGCAAAAUAUGAAACAGAUGGUGAUCGCAUGCCUUAAGCACCGGCACUGAGGUCAAUGCAGUUCUCGCCAAAUAUAAAAGCCAGUGACACGUAACCACCACCCAUGCUAAUAUCAUGAAUGAAUGAGGCAACAGCACAACUCGUGACGUAAAUACUUCGGAAUGGCGCCGUCUCGUCAUGUCACCUGCGCUAUAUGGUGAUAUCAACGAUGGACUAAAAUGGAAUCCCUAUGAGGAAACGAGGGUAUAUGAAAGUGAAAAUGAAAAAUGCUGUCAAGGAGAUUUCUACGAUACCUCCAACGUCUUCCCACGAGUCUACAGUUAUUUGCUGUGGAGAAUUCCUUCUUACUAAGAAUAUUAGAAAAAUAGAUCUACGAAAAUGGAACGAAACGAAUACAAAGAGGUGAAAAUUAUGCGGUCUGGUUCACCCAUUCGAAAUACGUACAGCUCUAAUCAGAAUUUAGCUCAGUUCGAUAGUAACCUAGAUUAUUUGCUAGAAGAUCUCCAGAACUCAGUAUCCCGCCCUGGCAGCUCACUUGGCCAUCAUACGAAUUCUUUAAACAGACUAACAAAAUCUGCGAACCCCCUUACGGAAUACUCGUCAGACGAUGCGUACACAUACAAGAGUCCUGAUGGCAGGGAAAAGGUCCAUAGUUACAAGAAAGAAAAAUACAUCUAUGGUAAAACGACGAGCGACAGUGGAUAUUCAGAUGCAAGCAGGACACAAAACAGCAUCAACCAGCUAGAUACCCUGUUGAACGAUCUGCAACAAGUGAAAAAGUCUGAGUUUUCAGAGACUUUCAACGCCCAUUCGCUGGAACCAAGACAAACUUCAAGAACUUUAGAACGCAUGGAGCACCACGAACGUAAGGAACACAGAGAGGACUCCCUCAAUCGAAGAAACUACGAGUAUAGAGAAGAAAGCGCCAUGCACCGUCCAGUCUCGCCAGGUGCUCUUUCCAAUGCAUCUCGCACUUCCACGCUAUCGAAGAAAACUGAAGUAAAGAAUAUUCACUCGUAUCCGCUGGAAGUACGAGAAACGGUGGUACCAGACAUCGAACCGGAAGUCCUGGCACACCUGGACCCUAAACUGAGACCUCCCGGAAACACCAAGGUGACCACCACCAUCAAGACAUAUACCUACGAAAUACCUGGAUCUGGAGACUAUCCCACCAACCUAAGCACUCAAACGCAGGAAGAUACCUCCCACGUCUACUCGCCGAACACGUCGAUAACAACACCCAGCAAGAGUUUUGUUUACAACAAGGUGGAAAACAAGGAAAAUACCACCACCUACAGGUCGCCAACACCAACUUAUAAACUGAGGAAAGACGAAUAUUAUGAAGAGAAAACUGUCACUGAUAACUACAGACCAUAUGAAAAGCCUGCACCUCCAGGAGGUGUCGUGGUGAAGGAAACAAUUACCACCACGAACUAUCAGCCAGGAUAUAGUCCGGAACUGAAUCCACCAACUAGAGGACAAACAUACAUGUACAAUGAAACAACAACCACGAAGAAUGUUGAAAACGGAUAUCCACCAGCUUCUACGCCAAGGAAGGACGUGUAUAUGUUGAAGGAAAGUUCCACCUCUACUAAAAACGAGCAUUAUGCUCCACCUCCCACUACUAACAGAGAAACUUACAUCCUGAAGGAGUCUCACAAUACUAGCACUGUAAAUAGGAACGAACCAUCGAACUUACCGUACUCAGAACGUGGAUACCCUGUAUAUAAUCCACCGGAAGGCAGAGGCACCCCAGGAAGCACCACUUACAUAAUGAAGGAAACGCAUGACACUACUAAUAGGGUGGUUCAACCGCCCCCACAAGAAAAAACCGUAAUGUACAAACAUGAAUCACAUACGACUAAUCACACUUAUGGUCCUGGGGAUAAACGUCCUAAGAGUCCUGAAGAGCAGUUUGAUAUUAACAGAUAUGGUAAGAUGGCGUGCCAGCUUGUGCCUUUGUUUAUCUGCGACGCUGUUCGAGGCUUAAAGAUAUCGGAGUUAGCACAUUGGACACGAAAAUCGUAAAAGCACAGUCAAAUGUCGCUCCUGAAUGUUUUCCAAUCUUUUAGAAAUACCCCAUACACACAUUUUAAUUAUUGUUGCUGUUUGCUGUGGUCUACUGAAACGUGUACACAAACGGUUCAAUAUGGUUGUCAUUCCUUCUCUCAGGUCGACCAAAUGAGCCAAUCAACAUCAACUAUUCGUACAAAUCUACGGAAAGCUCCAAGAACGUUUGGAAGGGCGAAGAUUCACAACCCCUUUUGCAACCUCACAGGUUCCCUACUGAUGAGCGUGUGGAUGGACCUCCAAAGAAGCUUGAUGAACUUAUGGCUACCAUCGGAAACGAGCCGCCGACCAGUCCGUUGAAUGUAGGUUUCGUAGCGCACGAAAAGGAAGUGGUGCAUCAAAAGAAAAUCGAUACUUUGAAGCGACAAGCAGAAGAAGCGAACGACAUGCAGAAAAAGGAAGUGCUACCAAGUAAAAACGUUUCUGGGCCACCUGUCUACUAUCCACCUGGACAUGAGAUGUUUGCUAAGAAGGAAGAGAGUUCUGCUGGAUGGAGAGCUCAGGGAGAGUACGGAAAGGCAUCAGGCAAAUACGAAUAUGGAAGCGAAAGCAAUAGCAAGACGAAAACGAAACAAGGAGCUGCUGUAAUUCCUGUGUGUCUACCUCUAUGCUGCGGUCUACCUUGUACAUUGCUCUAACUUUUUGCCCCUAUCUCUACCUGUAUAUUUGUUAACAUAUUUAUGAAUAGCUGUUGUAAAUCGACAUACUCAUAUACGGAAACGAUUGUAGAAUAAACCGGUUGUUCAAUAUCAAUGCUGCUGUCUGUAUAAGUUUUUAUAUCUUUUGAAGAAGACAACUAAUCUAUUUAAGUUUGUUGUACCAUAUGAAGUAACAUUCUCUAUGAUCAAUUUUACGAGCGAAUUGUCCACUUAUUCUUACUUUUGUUUAUGUCAAUAUACUUAUUUCUAUAAUAAUGAGAAUUAAUUUAUAUGUUCACAAAUAGGCCUACAACAAAAUUUUACGUAUUUCGUUGUAAAGAAAUUAAGAUAAAGUGAAUAUUUGUGCCACACAUAUGUUAAGCUCCGGUAACAGUAGUAUGUAUAUUAUUUUAUCUUAUUAUAUUACUUAUCAUUGCCGCAAAGUUAUUUGGUGCAUCCGCAAAAAAUAACAAAAUAUAAAAUAAUAUGUUGUGUUUAAUGUUUUUAAUCAUCUUACAAUUGAAAUAAUCUCUGGGUGCUGACUUCUUUGAAAAUAUUAAACUGAAUGUGUAAAAAAUAUAUUUUUUAUAUCCAAAACUAAGUGGAAUCAGUAUAACUUACAAUUUUAGAAAUAACAGUACAAGAAAUAUCUCUUGACACGUUGGAAAAGUUGCGUGAAAUGUAUCGUUGUAGAUUUUGUUUUUGGUAUACACAGCUUUAAAUACUUUGUUUUUAGGGGUACCUAUACCUAUACAGAAUGAUCCAGAAAUAAUUAAGUAAUGGAUAUUUGUCACCAUGCGGUUAUAACAAUGUUCUGAAUCACUGUGUAUAAAAGCAGGUACAUAUAUUUAAUGCACAUGAGUUUUAGUGAUCCAUGCAUGAGAUUUUCUUGCCUGUAUAAAUUAAUUUAUUACUUAAAACUAUAAAUAUAUUCUUGAUAAAAU